Messenger RNA from Felis catus (domestic cat), 1195 nucleotides. It is a transcript of the gene PGP, whose product is annotated as phosphoglycolate phosphatase. The record is from RefSeq and is a predicted model, not a curated record. Gene Ontology annotation, molecular function: sn-glycerol 3-phosphatase activity. The coding region runs from base 182 to 1150 and encodes 322 amino acids. Gene Ontology annotation, cellular component: cytoplasm. The transcript has 2 exons. Lineage: Eukaryota; Metazoa; Chordata; Mammalia; Carnivora; Felidae.
UCCCGCAGCCCGCGGGAGGCGGGGGCGGAUUGGCGCAGGUGGCGUCCAAUGGGCGGCGCGCGCGAGGAGCGGGGCCAAUGAGCGCGCCGGGGGCGGGGCGGGAGCUGCGGCGGGCGGCUGCAAGGAGCGGCCGGUGGCGGCGGCGGCGGGCGGCCGGUGGCGGUGGCGGCGGCGGGCGGCCAUGGCGGCGGUGGCGGAGGCCGGCGGUGACGACGCCCGCUGCGUGCGGCUGAGCGCCGAGCGGGCCCAGGCGCUGCUGGCCGACGUGGACACGCUGCUGUUCGACUGCGACGGCGUCCUGUGGCGCGGCGAGACGGCCGUGCCCGGCGCGCCCGAGGCCCUGUCGGCGCUGCGGGCCAGCGGCAAGCGCCUCGGCUUCAUCACCAACAACAGCAGCAAGACCCGCGAGGCCUACGCCGAGAAGCUGCGGCGCCUGGGCUUCGGCGGCCCGGCGGGGCCCGGCGCCGGCCUCGAGGUCUUCGGCACGGCCUACUGCACCGCGCUCUACCUGCGCCAGCGCCUGGCGGGCGCACCGGCCCCUAAGGCCUACGUGCUGGGCAGCGAGGCCCUGGCCGCCGAGCUGAAGGCCGUGGGCGUCUCCUGCGUGGGCGUGGGGCCCGAGCCGCUGCUGGGCGACAGCCCCGGCGCCUGGCUGGACGCGCCUCUCGAUCCGGAUGUGCGCGCGGUCGUGGUGGGCUUCGACCCGCACUUCAGCUACAUGAAGCUCACCAAGGCGGUGCGCUACCUGCAGCAGCCCGGCUGCCUGCUCGUAGGCACCAACAUGGACAACCGGCUCCCGCUCGAGAACGGCCGCUUCAUCGCGGGUACCGGCUGUCUGGUCCGAGCCGUGGAGAUGGCCGCCCAGCGCCAGGCCGACAUCAUAGGGAAACCCAGCCGCUUCAUCUUCGACUGCGUGUCCCAGGAGUACGGCAUCGACCCAGAGCGCACCGUCAUGGUGGGAGAUCGCCUGGACACAGACAUCCUCCUGGGCGUCACCUGUGGUCUGAAGACCAUCCUGACCCUCACCGGCGUUUCCACUCUAGGGGACGUGAAGAGUAAUCAGGAAAGUGACUGCAUGUCUAAGAAGAAAAUGGUUCCUGACUUCUAUGUUGACAGCAUAGCUGACCUUUUGCCCGCCCUUCAAGGUUAAAGACUUAGUGUCUUUAAUCUCCAGAAUAAAACAAAUUGAAAACCA